AGCUCACACAACAGCACUCGGGGGCGGGCAUUGACUUAAAGACGUUGAGCAAACGGGCGGCGGAUUCACAGCAGGCAGCAGCGGCAACGCUACCAUGGCGGCAGACUUGGCUGCCCUUAAGGACUGGGUAAUCGCCGCGGACGGUGAGCAGUUCUCCCGGCUGCCGGAGGGAGUCGUGAGCGUCAACAUUUCGCACUCCAACAUCACCGCGCGCAUGAUCGAGCUCAAGUUCGACCUCAGCCAGACGAUCGGAGACGUAAAAGGCAAGAUCUACACGCACUGCGGUACCAAUCCGGGGAUGCAGAAGCUCAGCCUACGCUCGGGCGGGCAGACGAUGUGCCAGCUGGAUGACGACUCGAAGAUGCUGGGGUUCUAUGGAGUGCAGUCGGGGAUGGAGAUACACGUGACCGACGAUGAUCCGUUCUCCCUCACUCGCGGAGGGGCAUUGGAAGACUUGUCGCGGGUGCCAAAGUACCGGAUGAGCGAGGAGGACUACGACAGAAGAGAGGGGACGCUCAGGAGCUGGGUGAAGGAACAGAAGGCGAAAGACUCGACUUGGGUGGAGCCGUGGAUCGAGAAAGAACGGGAAGCCAAGAGGGCAGCGGGCAAAGCCCCAUCGGACGGGCCCUCGCCCGGGAAGGACAGCGUGGAAGGGAUCGCCGUGGAGCAACGGUGCGAAGUGCAGCCGGGGGGCAGGAGAGGGGUGGUGGAGUACGUGGGAGAGGUGGAAGGCUUGCAGGCGGGCUACUGGGUGGGUGUUCGCUUCGACGAGCCGGUGGGCCGCGGGGACGGCACGGUGCGAGGGAAGCGCCUGUUCGAGUGCCAGAAGGGCUUCGGGGGCUUCGUGCGCGGGAAGAACGUAACGUCCGGGGAUUUCCCGGAGAGGCCGUUCGAUGAAUUGGACGACGACGAAGACGAGGACGAGAUUUAGCCUGGACGGACCGUGUGUCGAGGGCCUUGCCGCCGUGGUUGCGACGGCGGUGUGGAUGACGACAGCUGGGUUAGAGUGAGGAUCUCGCUUUCUCGAGAUUCGUUGUUUUUUGGACCAGUUCUCGGUGUGGCAGACGACGCGGUGGCAGCGGGCAACACGAAGACGAAGAUCAGGACUAGCCUACAACUGUUGUUCAUACCGUCAUGACUGGCUGGAGUCCACACGGGGUGUAUGUGUGUGUGUGGCUUGAGGCGAUUCGUGUGAAUGAGCUCCUUUUCUGUCUGUCGAAGCGUCACGCAGAGGGAGAGUGCCGCCGAAUAUGAAGUGUACAUAGCAAGAAAAUGCUUAGGUUAUGUGUCACCGUUGAAGUUGACUAUGCGAACGAGCUUCAAUGUGAUACUAUGGAAAAUCGGAAGGCCAUCAAUCACCUAGAAGGCUGGCGAAGGUCUGAAAAGCAACCUUCCGGUGAAGCGUCUCCAGUCGAAAGAAGUAUCGUCCCUUGGCACGUGUGCAGUGCGAUGUCCUCGGCGCAUGACGGGCACGGUGAUUGUCC
This is a messenger RNA of Ectocarpus sp. CCAP 1310/34, 1484 nucleotides long. NCBI's taxonomy places the organism in Eukaryota, Phaeophyceae, Ectocarpales, Ectocarpaceae. The record is from the annotation of a GenBank genome assembly.